Molecule: messenger RNA, 696 nt
Organism: Dracunculus medinensis (Guinea worm)
Lineage: Eukaryota; Metazoa; Nematoda; Chromadorea; Rhabditida; Dracunculidae
Source: the annotation of a GenBank genome assembly
AUGACUGAUCCAAGUGACAAACAUAUGAAUUUCAUACUUUUUUUCAGAGUUCGUCGUCCAACUGCUGCACAACGUGAAUUGGUGGCUACGAUAAGUCGAUUUCAAAGGCGAAUCAAAGGAGCAGUUAUUGACGUUUGGUGGUUAUAUGAUGAUGGCGGUUUAACUUUGUUGAUACCACAUUUGCUAACGUUACCAAAGCGGUAUCUUGAAGGGGCACACAUGCGGGUAUUCACAAUUUCAACUUCCACAGUUACAAUGGAGCAGGAGCAGAGAAACAUGGCUGCGCUUCUCACGAAAUUUCGAAUUAAUUUUUCUGAUGUUUCCGUUAUUCCAGACAUCGGUAAGAAACCUGGCCUUCAAAUGUUAGUCUUUGAUAUCAGUUAUUCCCAACAGGAAGCUUUCAAAAAAUUAAUCGAACCAUUUCGUGUGCCUGAUGCUACUCUGAUAGAAGGACUUAUCACUGAUUCUGAACUCAGCGCUCAAAAAGAAAAAACGAAUAGGCAGUUAAGAGUAGCCGAACUAUUGCAUGAAUUGUCGGAAAACGCAGAUCUUAUUGUUUUAACCCUUCCAGUACCAAGAAAACGUUUAAUUAGCAGCUGUUUGUACAUGGCUUGGUUGGAUAUUAUGACGAGAGAUUUACCUCCGACCCUUAUGAUUCGAGGCAAUCAGACUUCUGUGCUCACAUUUUAUUCUUAA